This is a messenger RNA of Closterium sp. Naga37s-1, 4602 nucleotides long. Lineage: Eukaryota; Viridiplantae; Streptophyta; Zygnematophyceae; Desmidiales; Closteriaceae. The record is from the annotation of a GenBank genome assembly.
AUGCCCCCCCUUCACCCUCUCACCGCCCUCUUCCUCCUCCGCACCCCCUCGUUCAACUCUUCCUCCUCCCUCCCUCUUCCCCCAUUGCAGCAAGUGGGAGAUCACUUCGUCUCCCUCCUCCUGGCCAUGAAGCACAACGGGGCCGUGGACAAGACGAGGGCCGGAUCCUCCCACCUCUCUCUCCCCACUCUUCCGGCCCUCUCACCUCCCGUUUGUCUCCUUUCAUCCGCCUCUCCCCCCAUUGCAGCAAGUGGGAGAUCACUUCGUCUCCCUCCUCCUGGCCAUGAAGCACAACGGGGCCGUGGACAAGACGAGGGCCGGCUCCUCCCACCUCUCUCUCCCCCCUCUUCCGGCCCUCUCACCUCCCGUUUGUCUCCUUUCAUCCGCCUCUCCCCCCAUUGCAGCAAGUGGGAGAUCACUUCCACAACGGGGCCGUGGACAAGACGAGGGCCGGCUCCUCCCACCUCUCUCUCCCCCCUCUUCCGGCCCUCUCACCUCCCGUUUGUCUCCUUUCAUCCGCCUCUCCCCCCAUUGCAGCAAGUGGGAGAUCACUUCGUCUCCCUCCUCCUAGCCAUGAAGCACAACGGGGCCGUGGACAAGACAAGAGCCGGUUUCAUAGCCCUCACAGACCGCCUGCUGCGCUGCCCCUCGCCCGCCCUCAACGCCCUCCCGCGCGCCUGGCUCACCACACUGCAGCGCCGCCUCACAGCGCCCCACCAGACCCUCACUGACCUCAUCCGCAGGUCCGCCGGCCUGCCCGCUGCGUUCCUGGGGCUGUUUCUGGGCGAGCCUCAAGGGGCGCCCAAGGUGCUGCUGCCCCGCGCUGUGGCGUGGCUGCUGGAGGUGGUGCGGGGGACGGAGAGAGGGUGUGGGGUGGGGAGAGACGCCAAGGGGAUGGGGGAUGAUGCGGAAGGGGAAGGAGGGGAAGAUUGGAAAGGUGGGCGUGCAGAGCAGGCAGGAGAAGCGCUGGUGCCAGGACCAGCAACAGCAGCACCAGGGGUGCAAGCAGCAGCAACAGCACCAGCACUAUCCCUCAAGGCACGAGAAGAGGGAGUGGUAGCAGCGGUGCACGCAUGGAACGUGCUGCGCCUGGCCUUCCACGACACCCACCUUGCCACCGACACCUCCGCCUUCUGCUCCCCCGCCCUGCAAGCCGCCGUCGCCGCCGCCCGCUCGCCCCACUGGGAGGUGCGCAACGCGGGCGGGCUGUGCCUGGUGGCGCUGCUGCACCGCAUGCUGGGCUUUAAGAACGUGCCGAGAGCCGGGCGGCCGUGGGCGCGGGAGCAGGUGGUGUGUAAGCAGACGGCGAGGCAGAGCAUGACAGCUCUGGAGUUCUUCCUGCGCUACCCUGACCUGCAUGCCUUCUUCCUCCGCCACCUUCGAGAGGCCGCCCUCGCCUUCCUGCCUCCUGCUCAGCACCUCCUUGUUGAGAACCCCCCUGCGGAUCUACCCCACCCCCCUGCUGACGUUUCCCCCUCCUCCGCCACCACUGCCAGUGCCACCACCAUCACCUCCACUUCCUCCUCCUCCCAGCCGUUGCACCCCGCCCUGGCCCCCGCGCUCAUCCUGCUCUCGCGCCUCAAGCCGUCCACCCUCACCUCCCCUUCGCCCUCCUCCUUCCUCUCCCCCUCCGCCUUCGUGCCGCCCGUCUCGCUCUGCGCCGCCCACCCCCACAUGCACGUCCGAGAGCUCGCCGCCCGCGCGCUUGUCCCCAUCUUGGCCUCCACGGAAGUUUCAGGGAUGCUGCUGAAGCUGGCUUGCAGCCUCCCUGAGGAGUGGGGAAGGAGGGGUGGGAUGGUUGGAAUUGUCGAGAGAAGAAGUGAGGAGGACAAGGAGGAGGAAUGUGAGAGGGGAGGUGAAGAUGAGGGUGGGAGGGCGAGUGAAGCAAUGGGGUACAAUGCGGUGCAUGGUGUGCUGCUGCAGAUGCGCCACCUGCUUGCCGCCUACUGGGUUGCCGGCAGCACAGGCCAGGCGCAGCAGCAGCAGCAGGGCGGGGGGGAGGGGAGCAGCAAGGCAGCAGACGUGCAAGAGGUGCUGCAGGCGCUGCAGCAGCGGCGCUGGCUGGGCGACCCCCACAUGUGCUGCUGCCCCUCUGUGGUUGCAGAGUAUCUCACCGUCUCCCACCUCCUCCUCUCCUCCGCGCUCCACUCCUCCCCUCCCCUCUCCGCCCUCCUCUCCUCCGCCCUCCACUCCUCCACUUCCCUUUCCUCCCCUCCCCUCUCCACCCCUCUCCCCACCGCCCCUAACUCCUCUGCACCACCCCUCACCCCCAUGGUGCACGCCACAGCGGCCGCCUUCCUCCCGCUCGCCCUGCGUGCCUUCUCCUUCCACCCGCCUCUCCGCUUCGCCAUUCUAGACCCCACAGCGCUCGCCCUCAGGAAAACCGCCGCCUCCCUGCUUCUCUCCCCAGAGGCUGUGUGCCUGGCGGGCCGAGGCCUGUGGGACGGGCUGGGUUCGGUUGAAGGGGGUAUAAAGGGAGAAGCCAGGGUGGGAGAGGGUGGGGAGUGCAGCAGUGCGAGUGUGUUUUGGAGGGUGGCAGUGUCAGCAGUUCAAGACCCCUGUCGGGACGUGCAACUCUCUGCUCUCCGCUCCCUCUCCCACCUCCUCGCCUCCCCUCGCUUGCUCGCGCCGCUGCUGCCACCGCUCCACACCGCGCCACACCACAACAGCAGUAGUGAGGGCGAAGUGGGUGCAGUGCUGCUGGCGGUGGUGCAGGGGGUGCAGCAGGAGAGGGAGGCACAGGGGCGGGACGAGAUGCGGUGCCGACGCCUGCUCAAGGUGCUGCUGCCCGCGCUCUCCCUGCCCUCCCUGCAGCCCCUCCUGCUGCCCCUGCUGCCCCACGCCCUGCAGCCCGCGGAAGCAGCACUGCCAGGGACAGCAGAGGAGAGGCACCCUGGUGGCCCCUCCGACGUGCCUGACAGCUCUGCAGCUGGCAGCAAUAGGAGCGGGUGUGCAGCGCUGUGGGCGGUGGUGCUGGAGGUAUUUGAGACGGCACGUGUGCUGAAAACGAGGGAGGCGGCACUGAGGUGCCUGGGGCACUGCUUCCGCCUGCUGCUCUCCCAGCAUGGCCGCCUGGUCGGGUGUGGACUGGAGCAGCAGCAGCAGGAGCAAGGUGCCUGGCAGCAGGAGGGCGCGAAGCAGUCUGUGGAGCGGGGGUUGACUUCAGGAGACUUCCCCCUGGGCCAGGGCAGGGGCACGGGGAACCUGCUGCAGCUGGCUGCCACGUGGCUGCAGCUGAUUGGCGAGCAGAGCGCGGCGCACCGGCCGGUGAGUGUGCGGCGGGCGGCAGCAGAGGCGGUGGUGUCGUCAGGACUGCUGCUGGAGGUGGGUAGAAUGGGGCAUGCACUGCGCUGUGAACCUGCGGCAGGGGGGAAGAAUGUGGUCGGAGGAGGGAGUGUGGGAGAGGGAGAGCGUGGUAUGGUGAAGGAUGGAGAGGAAGGAGGGGAGGGUGCAGUGAUGGAGUAUGCAAGGGUGGUGGUGCGAGCAUGGCUGACAGUGAUUCGAGUGAUGGAGGAUGAAGAUGAGACGCUCCGCAAGUCCCUCGCCACUGCCGUCCUCACCAUCACCACCACUGCCGCUGCUGACGCCGCACACCCACACGCACCAUCCACUACAGCAGCAGUAUCGUCGGCCUUUGUGCCGGCGCAGGUGGAGCGAGCAGUGGAAGCAGCGUUGGCGCACGUGUCGCUGUGCCUGCGUGCCUGCCCGCCCGCGCUGCUGCCCGCACACCUGGCAGCCUGGGUGUUGCACCCGGACUUUGUCUCCCCCUCGGGCUUUCAGCGCCUCACUGCCUUGGAUCGCCUGGGUGAUGAGCCGGUGGGUGAGGAGGAUGAGGAGGAGCAGGAGGAGGAGAGCGCAGCAGAGAGUGAGAGGAGGGACGGGGAAACGAGACCAAGGGAGGAAGGAGCAGCGGCAGCAGUGCGGGCAGUGCCGGGGUUUGUGCGGAGGCUGUUUGACAGAGAGGUGGAUAACCACCACGAGGAGCCGCUGCUGCUCGCACACCUCUGCUGCCUGCACCUGCAGCAAGCGCUGCUCCUCUGCCCGCCUUCCCGCGCGCUCCUCAAAGCAAUCACCACCUGGAAACUGGUCUUUGCAAAGAGGUUUUUCACCGAGGCUGCCCAAGCUGCCCGGCUGUGCAAGUCGAUGAAGUGGGUGGGCGGGCCGACGUUUCACCAGGACUCUUUUUCUGCCCUGAUCCGGCCGCUCCUUGGGUUGUGGGCGCUUAGCAAAGUGUCCUUAGGAGCUGGGCGUGCCGAGUGUCUCCCACUGGGUUGGAGAAAUAAGAGCAGAGCGGAGAUUGAAAAGCAGUGCGCUGCGAGCAGCAGUGGGGAUGGGAGUGAGUGCACAGCAGCAGCGAGUGUGUUGCAAGCAACAGGCAAGGAAGUGCGGAGGACAAGGAAGCUGGUCAAGGCAGCUGCGAGGAGGCUGCAGGAGAUGCCUGUGAAUCCCAUCCUGCAGAGUGUGCUCUCAGAUGUUAUGCAGGCUAAUGCUGAUGCUGAUGCUGAUGGGGGGAAAGGUGGUGGGGAGGGGGUGUGUUGGGAGACGGAUGUGCUGUGGUGUGAUCCGCUUUUCCUCUUGCAUGCACAGUCGUACGGCAUGUGA